This is a messenger RNA of Culicoides brevitarsis, 1413 nucleotides long. It is a transcript of the gene BI-1, whose product is annotated as bax inhibitor 1. Gene Ontology annotation, cellular component: mitochondrial membrane. Gene Ontology annotation, molecular function: enzyme binding. The transcript is spliced from 3 exons. The coding region runs from base 209 to 928 and encodes 239 amino acids. The record is from RefSeq and is a predicted model, not a curated record. Gene Ontology annotation, biological process: negative regulation of RNA splicing; cellular response to unfolded protein; negative regulation of apoptotic signaling pathway. NCBI's taxonomy places the organism in Eukaryota, Metazoa, Arthropoda, Insecta, Diptera, Ceratopogonidae.
UUGGUCUACGUUAUUGAAUAAAUUAGUAGUCUAUGAAAAUAAAUUGAGAAACAAGGACAAAAAUUUGAAAACCGUAAAAUUACUGUGCAAAAACACUUUGAAAAAUCGAGAAAAAGUACUCUAAAGAAGAAGAAAAAGGAGAAAAACUACAAGAAGUGAAGAAUUUUUUACAAUUAUUGUUUUUUUAAAAUAACACAAUCAUCACAAAAUGGCAACUUCGACGUCAUUUUCAUUUGAUCGCUUACUGUACAACUUGAGCUCACAUAUUGAGCAACCUGUACGUCAUCACUUGGCCAAAGUCUAUUGUUUGUUGUUCGCGACAUGCGGCGCAGCAGCGGCAGGCUCCAUUGUGCAUUUAAGUGGCUUGUGGGAAGCAAACUUGUUGUCAGCCCUCGGCGGCCUUGGACUGGUCAUCGCUCUCGCAUUCACACCAGACAAUGGAAAAAAUUUCAAUCAGCGUCUCGCGAUGUUGCUUGGCUUUGGCGCUCUCACAGGACACUCGAUGGGCAUGUUGUUGGAAUUUGCAAUCUUUUUGAACCCCGCACUGAUCGUCACCGCACUCAUGGGCACCACAAUGGUCUUCGUGUGCCUUAGCAUUACAGCAUUGUUUGCGCGUCGCGGACAAUAUUUGUUCCUCGGUGGCAUGGCAAUGAGCGUCUUGAGCACCAUGAUGCUCAUCAGUCUCAGUAACUUGUUGUUCCGCUCGCAACUCAUCAACGACAUCAACUUGUACUUGGGCUUGGCAGUGAUGUGCGGCCUCGUCUUGUACGACACACAAAUGAUCAUGGAAAAGUGCCGAAUGGGCCACAAGGAUGCCAUUCAACACUCGCUCGAUCUCUUCUACGACGUCGUCAACAUCUUCAGAAAACUCUUGAUUAUCCUCAUGCAAAAGGAAUCCAAUCGUGAUAACCGCAAACGCAAGAACUAGACUGGCCAAAUAUCGUCGAGGGUUCCUUUCGCUGACAAAUUGGAGAGAAACUCUUUUUUAAAUAAUUUUUUUUUCGCAAAUUUGGUAAUUGGGGAAUAAAUAUUAAAGAUUUCGCCCAAUCUAUGUGUAUUUUUACUAUACUAACUUUUAAUUACACUAGACUUAAGAGAACUUGAUAUUUUUCUGGUACUGUAAAGAUAAAUUCUGUAAAGAAAAACAGCAUUUUUUCUGUUUUUUAAUGAUAAAUUUUAAUUUAAAUGUUGUUAAAGCACUUAUUUUAAAAAAUAAAAAGAAAGAAAUAUUCAAGAGAAGCACGAUUUUUUUAUUUUUUCAUUAAAAAUUGUUGAGAAAAUAUUUUGUGACUUUGUAAAAAAAAUUAAAAAAGUGAAAUUGAUGUUUGAAUUAUGAAAAAAUUGUUAAAGAAAGUUAUAUAAUUUGAAUUCAGGAAUAAAAAUGAAUUAAAUAAAUGAGAUUUUAAAUCAGAA